Messenger RNA from Rangifer tarandus platyrhynchus (Svalbard reindeer), 375 nucleotides. NCBI's taxonomy places the organism in Eukaryota, Metazoa, Chordata, Mammalia, Artiodactyla, Cervidae. The record is from the annotation of a GenBank genome assembly.
AUGGACAUCCCCGUCAGCAGCAGAGACUUCCGCUGUCUGCAGCUGGCCUGUGUGGCCCUCGGCCUGGUGGCUGGCAGCAUCAUCAUUGGCGUCUCCAUCUCCAAAGCUGCAGCUGCCGUGGGCGGGAUCUUUAUUGGCGCUGCUGGUCUGGGGCUCCUCAUCUUGGCCUACCCCUUCUUGAAGUCUCGGUUCAACCUGGACCACAUCCUGCCCACGAUAGGGAGCCUGAGAAUCCACCCCCAGCCAGGGGCAGACCAUGGGGAGGGAAGAUCCAGCACCAAUGGAAAUAAAGAGGGAGCCCGUAGCAGCCUGUCCACAGUGAGCAGAACCCUGGAGAAGCUGAAGCCUGGGGGCCGGGGCACUGGGGAGGGCUGA